This is a messenger RNA of Effrenium voratum, 2058 nucleotides long. NCBI's taxonomy places the organism in Eukaryota, Dinophyceae, Suessiales, Symbiodiniaceae. The record is from the annotation of a GenBank genome assembly.
AUGACCACCAGUGCGACACCUGCAUUAAUGGAGCCACGGCAGGCCACCCAGUUCCUGGGGCAGGUGGCCAGGAAGAGGCCCCCUGUGGCGGCGCUUCAGACCCUGCGGGAGUUGCAGCUCGGGAGGCUCCAGGCGAAUGCGUUCCACUAUGGUGCCCUGAUCGCGGCCUGCUCGAAAAGCCGGGGAGGUCACUGGCCAUGGGCGGCGCACUUGCUGAAGGACAUGGGCCAUCGGCUGAUUCAAAGCGACAUGGUAAAUUGCAAUAGCGCCAUCAGCGCGUGUGAGAGGACGGGGCAGUGGGAGGUCGCCCUGUCCUUUCUGCAGCUCGUUCAACGUCAGGGGGUGCCUGAAACCAUUACUUGGAAUGCAGCAAUUGGAGCGUGUGGUCGGGCGGGCCAGUGGGAACGAGCAGUGGCCAUGUUGAGUGCCUUUGAGAAGGACGAGGUGUCGUUCAGCUCAGCCAUGGCCGCAUGCGAGAAGGCGGGGGAGUGGGCCUGGGCAUUGCAUUUGCUGGGCGCCAUGCGGCUGGCCACGUUGCGCGCCGACGUCUUCAGCUUCAGCGCUGCGACCUCGGCCUGCGCCAAGGCGGGCAAGUGGCAGCUGGCCUGCGGCCUCUUUGCGCGCAUGGCGCGGUCCAUGUCCCCGGACUCGGUGAGCUACGGGAGUUUGAUCAAGGCGUGCGAGGCCGGGAACCGGUGGAUCAGCGCUCUGAACGCCCUUGAAACGAUGGAGACGACCAAGGUGCCGCUCAACGAGGUCAUUUGUAACAGUGCCAUAAGCGCGUGCUCCGCCGGAAGCCGGUGGGAGCAUGCACUGGCCAUCUUCCAUUCCAUGCCGCGCCGGAACAUUGUGCCCCAGGUUGUUGGCUACAAUGCCGCCAUCAGCGCAUGUGUGAGAGGGAGCAGCUGGAAUCAGGGCAUGGCGAUUUUUCAAGAGAUGCCAGCAGCAGGCGUCCCCCCUGACCAGAUCAGCUUCAAUAGCGCGCUGAGUGCAUGCCAGAGAAGCAGCAACUGGCAGCAAGCGCUGGCAUUGAUCGAGCUCAUGCCGAGAAGCUCAGUGGCUCCGGAGGAGUUUUGCUUCACAACGGCGCUGAGUUGUUGCGAGGGCUGGCAGCUGUGCUUGCAGCUCCUGUCAGGCUUUGAGGACUCGCAGAUCACGCCUUUGAUGCUGGGGGUCGUUAUGAGCGCCUGUGAAACCGCUGGGGCCUGGGAGGCCUCCCUUUCGUUGCUGCAGCAUUUGCUGGCACGCCGCGCCACGCCGGAUGCGCUGCACGUGGGCUCCGCGGCCAACGCGCUGCGCCGGGCGCAGGGGUUCGGCGCCGCGCUGCGUCUGCUGGAGGCGAUGAAGGCCACGUGGGCCGCUGAAAUGGGCGACGUGCGCCAAAUGGAGGAGGUGUGGAGCCCCAAAUGUUUGCAGGCCGGACACGGUGUGCUGGCAUGCAUGAAGCCGGAAGGUAUUACCACUGAAGACUUUGUGCAGGAGCUGGCGGAAGACUUGCAGGAACAGCUUGGGAUUGUAUCAAGGUUGGAUCAGCCAACAUCUGGGGCCUUGAUGGUGGCGCGUGGGCACAAGGGCUCCACUGCCGCCAAUUGGCUGCAAGCGCAAUUCGCCAGCCGACUGGUGGACAAGAAAUACCUGUGCCUUUGUGAGGGCCCAGUUUUAGGCCAGGCGGGGGCAACGGGGGCGAUCUCGGCGGCGCUGUGCACCGAUGAAGCUGUGACGGUGGUUUCCCCAGAGGGCCGGGAGGCUUUGACGCUUUACAAUGUGCUGGCGACGUAUGCGCCGCCGAGCUCGGGCCAGUUGACCCUAUUGGAGGUGAAGCCGGUGACUGGCCGAACUCAUCAGAUCAGAGUUCACUUGGCGCACCUGGGGCGUCCGCUGGUGGGCGACUUGACUUAUGGCAAGCGGGACUCCGCUUGGCCCUGUGGGCGGCUUUUCCUGCACUGCCGGCGAGUGCGUUUGCGGGACCUCGCUGGCCGGGAGUUUUGUGCAGUGGCCAGCUUGCCUGCGAGCCUCAGGCAGGUGUUGGAUGAACUCAAGCCCUUUCUUCAGGCUUAG